UAAUAAUUGUUACCUUUUAUUUAUUUUAACUUUGUAGAAAAUUAAACAAUGGAUCAAAUUAUACUGCAGGGUUUAGAUGGAGAAGUAAUAAUUUCAUCUGCAUAUUUUAUUACUUCCAGCAAAUUGUUUGAAUCGAUGGUGAGAUAUUACCCACAGACAGUGAUUCCAAAUAUUUAUUUUCCUGUUACAGUUAAAAUAAUUCAUCAAGUGGUAAAGUUCAUGGAAGAAGGAAGAACAGAAUUGACAUCUUUAGAUAAUGAAAAAGAUGUGUAUUAUUUCAGUAAUAGUUAUAAAAUAUAUUAUUUGAGAAAUUUUUGUAAUAAAUACAUCUUAUCGUUCAUUAAUAACGAAAAUAUAUUCAAUAUUUACGAGUUUGCAUGCAACGUUGCCGAUAACUAUAUUAGAUACGAAUGUUGGAAAUGGUUCGACGAGGAAUGUGAAGAAGUGUUUAAAAAAUCAAAUUGUAGUAACUGUAAUAAAUAUACAAUAAGCACUCUCGUAUCUCGUCCCAUAUAUAAAUGGAUGAAUGAAGCAGACGUGUUCCGUACUGUUUAUUACUGGGCUGAGACGAAAGUAAACAAAUCAUCCAAUCUGCGAACAAUUAUAGAACUAUAUCUACCGAAAAUCAGAUUUCUAGCAAUACGACCGGAAUGCUUUCAGAAGUAG
Messenger RNA from Centruroides sculpturatus (bark scorpion), 666 nucleotides. RefSeq lists its product as uncharacterized. Lineage: Eukaryota; Metazoa; Arthropoda; Arachnida; Scorpiones; Buthidae. The transcript has 2 exons. Bases 49 to 666 code for a protein of 205 amino acids. The record is from RefSeq and is a predicted model, not a curated record.